AUCGAGAGAUUUAAUAUAUGUGGCAGUACUAGAAUCAAGUUGUUCAUGCCAUUUGUUGAUAUAAUUGUAACAUAAAUUGUACGUGUAAUUAUAACAUAAAUAUUACAUCAACACGUUUAUUUGCGAUUUAUAUUCAAAAUGAACAAUGCAAUUGGUAUUGCACGUAUAUUGAAUAUAUCUUGCAAACGAUAUUUAAGUUCUGUUAAAUUACCUCAAGAAAUUGUUAUACCACUGAAUAAAGAUAUGAUCAUUUGUUGGCAUCCAGAACGAGAAUUUCCAUAUGAAUAUUCAUUGCCAUUACCAGAGGAAAAACAAGUUUCAUCGAAUUCUGUUUUAUGUAUUGGCGAAAAAGAGAUCGCCGAGGUUUUUAAGCACAAGAGAGAAGAAGUCGUUGUUGACGAACUUUCUAAAAUUACAUACACUACAAAACAUAGAUGGUAUCCCAAAAACUGGCGUCGAAGAUUACGAAAAGUAGAGCCAGAAAGACCAUAUCUGUAGUUAUAUGCUUAAAUUAAUUCAUUAAUAAAAUAAUAAUAAAA
Frieseomelitta varia is the source of this 539-nucleotide messenger RNA. RefSeq names its product 39S ribosomal protein L42, mitochondrial (gene mRpL42). The transcript has 2 exons. The record is from RefSeq and is a predicted model, not a curated record. The coding region runs from base 139 to 498 and encodes 119 amino acids. NCBI's taxonomy places the organism in Eukaryota, Metazoa, Arthropoda, Insecta, Hymenoptera, Apidae. Gene Ontology annotation, cellular component: mitochondrial large ribosomal subunit.